AUGUUGCAUUCCAGAAGAAAUGUGUCAGUAUUUAUGUGUAUGGUUCAUUUUUCUUAUCUUUAGAAGUCUGGGAAACCGAUCACCAGAAAGAAAGGAGCCAAGAAAACCAGCGUAAGCCUGUGUGGGAAGUUGCACGCAUCAGUAACAAAACACUGGCCAAGGAGCAAGGUAUUCUAAUAGGAAAACCAUUUAACCUGGACACAAAUUCGUUUUCUUGCCGAGAAACCCUCUGUCAGUGUGAUUCAUGUGGAAUGAGUUUCAGCUGUAUUUCAGAAUUGUGUAUCAAUAAGAAAAGACAUUUAGGAAAACAGAAUGAUGCAUUUGAUGCCUGUGGAAAAUUGCUACUCAGUAUUAAAUGUGAGAAAACUCCUAGUGAGCAAAGUGAUUUUUGUAAAAAUGGGGGAACUUUCAGUCUUGAUGAGAACCCCGUUGGUCAUGAGAAGAUUCAAAGUGCAGAGCAAAAUUUGGAAUAUAACAUGUAUCAAGAAACUUUCCCUGAAAAGGCAAUAUUGAGUACAUACAAGAGAGAGAUGACUGAAGAGAAUGACUCUGAAUGUCUUGAAUAUGGGAGAAGUUUUUUUCAUAACUCCUCCUUCCAGUUACCUCACAUGGAUGCUUCCAAGGAAAAUCACUGUGGAUUUGGUGGUUGUGGGAAGUCUUUAUGUUUGAAGUCUAGCCUUUUGAAACCCGAUGGAGCACCUACGAAACACUCUGAGUGUCAUGAGAGUGGGGAUCGUUUCAGGGAUGACUCAUGCCUUUCACAACUUCAGAAAACACAUAAAGGAGGGAAACACUACGAAUGUAAUGAAUGUGGGAAAGCGUUUUGGCACAAGUCCCACCUCACUCGACAUCAAAGGACACACACGGGAGAGAAACGCUUUCAGUGUAAUGAAUGUGGAAAACCCUUUUGGGAGAAGUCAGACCUCCUGAAACAUCAGAGAUCACACACAGGAGAGAAGCCCUAUGUGUGCAAUGAAUGUGGGAAAGCCUUCAGCCACAAGUCAACCCUCACGGUACACCAGAGAAUUCACACAGGGGAGAAACCCUAUCAAUGUAGCACAUGUGGGGAAGCUUUUUACCAGAAGUCAGACCUCACCAAACACCAGAGAACACACACAGGGCCGAAACCUUAUGAAUGCUAUGAAUGUGGGAAAUCCUUCUGGAUGAAUUCUCACCUUAUAGUGCAUCAGAGAAUUCAUACAGGGGAGAAACCAUUUGAAUGUCCUGACUGUAGGAAAUCUUUCCGUCAGAAGUCUUAUCUUACACAGCAUCAGAGAACUCACUUAGGGGAUAAGCCCUACAAAUGUAAUGCAUGUGGGAAAACUUUCUACCACAAGUCAGUACUCACCAGGCAUCAGAAAAUUCAUACUGAGUUGAAACCUUACGAAUGUUUUGAAUGUGGGAAAACCUGCUUGAAUUCUGACCACACAGGGCAUCAGAGAAUUCACAGGGGGGAGAAACCUUUUGCGUGUCGUGAAUGCGGGAAAUUCUUCAGCCGUAAAUCUACCCUCUCUGAACAUUGUAGGACACAUACAGGGGAGAAACCCUUUGAGUGUCACGAAUGUGGAAAAAUCUUCUAUAAUAAAUCGUCCCUAAGUAAACAUAAUAGGAUACACACAGGGGAGAAACCCUACGGGUGUAAUGAAUGUGGGAAAGCUUUCUGCCAGAAGUCUCAGCUCACUCAGCACCAGAGAAUCCACAUAGGUGACAAACCCUAUGAGUGUAACGAAUGUGGAAAGGCUUUCUGUCAUAAGUCAGCUCUAAUUGUGCACCAGAGAACUCAUACAAAAGAAAAGCCCUAUAAAUGUAAUGAAUGUGGGAAAUCUUUCUGUGUGAAGUCAGGACUAACUUUACACCAGAGAAAACACACAGGGGAGAAACCCUAUGAAUGUAACGAAUGUGGAAGGGCUUUCUGUGAUAAGUCAGCUCUAAUUGUGCACCAGAGAACUCACACAGGGGAAAAGCCCUAUAAAUGUAAUGAGUGUGGGAAAUCUUUCUGUGUCAGAUCAGGACUUAUUGUACAUCUGAGAAAACACACAGGGGAGAAACCUUAUGAGUGUAACGAAUGUGGGAAAUCCUUCAGUCAGAGAUCAUCCCUCAGAGUUCAUUAUAGGGCUCACACAGGGGAGAAAUCUUGUCAGUGUAAUGAAUGUGGGAAAAUUUUUUACCGUAAAUCAAAUCUUGUUAACCAUCAGAGGUCACACACAGGCGAAAAGCCCUAUGAAUGUAACACAUGUGGAAAAACCUUUUCUCAGAAGUCAAACCUCCUUGUACAUCAGAGAACCCACACAAGAGGAAAACCUGAUGAUUGCAGUGGGUGUUAGGAAUGUUGAUCUGUGGCUGAGCAGCUGCUAUGCUUCUGAGCACUCACUCUGUGGAGGAACCAGUGGUGACAUCCUGAAUGUUGAGUAACCUUUGUCCACAAACUGGCCUUAUUUUACCCGAAGUAGACUGCAACACACACAGGACAGUAUAUUAAGUAAUAUUCCGUUCAAUGUUCUCUAGUAAAUGUGGGCAUAAAUCCUUGCAGAUUUCUUGAUUCUUUGUAAGGAUUUUUUUUUGUUUUUAAGCAAAAAUACAAACUAGGUUAUUUCAGAAAAUCUUUCAAUUGAGACCUACAGCUUGAGUGUUGUCUUUAGAAGUAAUAUUACAUUGGAAAUUGUCUUGUGGCUUUGAUGCCAUAUUUGUCUUCAGGAAAUGAGAAGUUGUAUUUCAGGUGAGUAUUGCGCAGUGUUCAAACAAACAAAACUAGUAAACUGAGAGAAUAAACUUAAAAGAAGUUCCAGUAAUACAUAGAAUUCUCAUGUGCCCUUCCCCGAGCUUCCUGUAAAGAUAUCUUACAUAACCAAGGUAUAUUCUCAAGCAAAAAUGUGGACGGUACCAUACUGCUGAGUCACAGUCAUUGACACUUCAGCAGUUUUUACAUGCACUUUGUGUGUAUGUGAAGUUUACAAAAUGUUGUCACUUACAGUGUGAGUACGCGUCAACACAGGCUACAAAAUCAAAAAAGAAUCUCUAAUCUGUAUUGCAUUAGGAUUACAAAGGAAUCAGGAUUUCACAGAGGAAGUUUCCAUUUGUUAAUAACCAUACCCUUUCUGCAACCCUAAUCCUGGCAACUCAUGUGAAUAUGAAGCUUUUAAAAACCAGAGAUAAAUUGAAUAAUUCGGGCAACACCGUUAAAUGCUUAUGUGACCUAUCCCUUAAGUUUACAGGACUCCUGGAUCUACAAAUGAUCUCUUCUUUAAACUGUGUCUGUUCCCCAUAUGCAUAGUGAAAGUUAGUAUGAUUGUGAAUCAAAAAUAGACCCUCCUACUUCAGUUGUUAAAAUAUUAGGCACAUCUCCCAUGUAUGUCGAGGCCUAGAGGAACCUGUGGAAAGGAGGCCGACAAAGCUAACAUGUAACCAUUUAUAAUACAUAAAUCAAAAUAACAAAAUGGAAAAUAAAA
Molecule: messenger RNA, 3446 nt
Organism: Hyaena hyaena (striped hyena)
Lineage: Eukaryota; Metazoa; Chordata; Mammalia; Carnivora; Hyaenidae
Product: zinc finger protein 33B-like
Exons: 1
Biological process (GO): regulation of cytokine production; negative regulation of transcription by RNA polymerase II; regulation of immune system process
Source: RefSeq, a predicted model, not a curated record